Messenger RNA from Leptopilina boulardi, 2532 nucleotides. RefSeq lists its product as uncharacterized. The record is from RefSeq and is a predicted model, not a curated record. NCBI's taxonomy places the organism in Eukaryota, Metazoa, Arthropoda, Insecta, Hymenoptera, Figitidae. The transcript has 4 exons. The coding region runs from base 1636 to 2112 and encodes 158 amino acids.
AAAAGACCCUUCCGACUGCCUUUUGGAGACCAGGCUCGCAGGUUACAAAAAUUUUAAAUAUGUUUGCUUGAUUUUAGUUAUAGGAAAAGCAACACAUGUUACAAUCCUUUUCAUAUCAUUGGCUAUGUUUUUCAAAAAAAAAUCUAGCGAGCCUGGUCUCCAAAAGACAGUCGAAAGGGUCUUUUAUGAUUUUAUGGCUUUUCAUUGCAAAAUUAAAAAUUGUUGGAAUUUAAAAAAAUAAUGAUAUAAAUACUAUAUUUGUAAUGUACAGGUUAAAACAAUUACAACGGUAUAAAUUUUUUUGCAAAUACUAUAAAAUUAGAGUAUGUACAUAUGUAAAUCAUGAAAUUAUUUUCCAAAAGCAAAUUUUAAUGUUUAGACGUCAAAAUUUAUAUAUUUCUGCGCGUAAAGGGCCCAAGUUCUUUUUUAUAUUUCUUGUGUUUUUAUAUGAAGGGUAGAAUGACAAAAGGGGUCAAGCGCCAAUUUAUCGAAAAUGAGGUUUUUGCAUAAAAAAAUCAAGAAAAUUCAUUUACACAUUUCUGUAGAAGGAUUUCCUUUUUUAUUGCGUAUUUAAAUCAGUUUUUAAUAAAAAUUAAAUUAAUAAAAUAGCCUCAAAUUUACUUUAUUGCAACCUGAUUGAAAAACAAAAGAAAGUGGUGAGUCAAUAAUAUUAUCAAAAUAAAAAAAAAUAUUAUUUUUUUAGGUUUUAUUUUAAUAUUUUAUUUUAAUUUUAUUUUAAUAAUAUUUUAAUUAAUAAAAUUAAUAAUAAUAAUAAUGUAUUUUCAAUUUUAAACAAUUUUAAAAUCAUUUUGUUAUUAAUUUUUAAAUAUUUUUAUGGUUAUACUAAGUGAACAAUUGAAUUUAAAGAUGAAAGUAUUGCUCAAUUCCAAAGCAAGCAAUUAAUUCGUAAUUUUCUUGAAAACAAACAAUUUUUUAAAGGAAUUUUUUUUUCUAUUCAUUUCGUCGAUUCCAUAGAAAGAAACUAAUUUUCCAGUUUUUCUUUAAACUGUAUAUUUUUUUUAUAAUUAAUGCUUAAAGAAAAUGUGCGCAGUUGAUAUAACCUCAAGGCACCACAGUUUUUUUUAAUUUUAUCGUUAAUAUGUAGGUUUAUUUCAACAAAUUGUUGUUUAUUUAUUAAAACAUACUAAUAUAUCGAAACGGUUUUCUCAGUUUUUUUUUUAAAUGACCUGCAAAAUUUUUAAAAAUGUUUUUUUUACUUCCUGUAAAAACAGUGAAUUGGCGCUUGACCCCUUUUGUCAUUCUACCCUUCAUAUAUGUAAACUUUUGAGGUUAGAAUUAUUAUAUUUUGAUAACCAUACUUAAUAUCUUAAGCAAUUAGAAAGAAGUCCAGAAUCAGAGAAUUCUAUAAAAACAAACCUUUGAAAAGCUCCACAAUUUAAUUUAAGAUAUCCUCUCAAAAACUAAUUAAUUACUUAUAAUCAACAAAACGCUCGACCUGUUAAUUCGUUUUCGUUUGCUGGGUAAGAAUACAUUCUUGCAAUUUUAAAAUAUAUAUUUCAACAAAAAUUUUUUUGAUAAAUAGAUGAAGAAAUCGACGAUGAUUGUUUCCAAUUCUUGGCCCGAGAAAAAAUUGCAGAAUUAUUUCCCAAAGCGGGGCCUUACUCAAAAUUUCUUAUGUUAUAUAAUAAAUGGAUUCAGGAUAACGACAAAAAUGUACCAACUUCAUCAACUGUUAACAAUGCAACAACGGUAGCAAGAGAUAUUGAGGGAAUAUAUGAAGUUGGUGUCGAUGGGAUUUUAGAAGAAGUCAACAUCCUUCAGAAUACAAUCGCUCAAAACGCUGACCCAGAAAAUAAUAAAUCUGUCAAAGAGGUCAAUAAUAUUUUGCAAUCAAGAAAACGGUCUGCAGAAGCAACACCAAGUUUUACCGAAAAAAGAAUAAAAGUUGCAUCAGAUUCCAUCUAUUCUUGUACUAUCAAAGAAGGUCCAAUCUAUGAAUCACUCGUCAAUAAUUUUAAUGGACAUAUAGCAAUUGCGGAGUAUGAGCUUAAAGGAUUUUUAAGCUCAAAAUCGCAGCAAAUCGUUGCUGAGUGUAUUCUCCUUCAUGAAUUGAAAGGAGAUAUUUAUAAACAUUAUGUAGAAGAUAAUUAGUUUAAAAUAUAAUAUUAUUUCACAUAAAAAUAAACCUAUUUCUCUCUUAUAGAAUAAAUCGAGAAAGAUUUUCAGAGCUUUCAGAAGGAAUCGAGUUAAUGUUUCCUUGUGAGAAGAAGGAAACAUACUAUAUUCCAUAUUAUAAAAACGAAUCUGGAAAAAAGUUUAGUGCUUCUGGAAAUCUUGUAGAUUUAUUCUACAAUAUAAGAAAAAGAGCUGUUCGUUCCGGUAUAAAAAGUUGUAAAGAAACAUUGGUCCUAAAAUCUAUUGAAAAUGAUGCUCAGAAUUAAAAAUGGCGGAUCCAAUAUGGCGUGUUUUUUUGCCCUAGCGCGCUCUGACUCAUUAUCAAGGGACACUCACUUAAUUGUUUAUAACUUUUAAAAACGGCUUGAAAUUUUCGUUUAGAAUUUUCAGAUUAUA